Messenger RNA from Urocitellus parryii (Arctic ground squirrel), 1665 nucleotides. It is a transcript of the gene Rnf8, whose product is annotated as ring finger protein 8. Gene Ontology annotation, biological process: ubiquitin-dependent protein catabolic process; double-strand break repair; protein K48-linked ubiquitination. Lineage: Eukaryota; Metazoa; Chordata; Mammalia; Rodentia; Sciuridae. Gene Ontology annotation, cellular component: ubiquitin ligase complex; site of double-strand break; nucleus. Gene Ontology annotation, molecular function: ubiquitin protein ligase activity; histone binding. The record is from RefSeq and is a predicted model, not a curated record.
GAUCUCCUAGCGAUUGCUUCUGUCUGUUGUUUAGGUAUGGCGCGGGCGAGGAAACCGAGAGACGGCUGGAACCGGGAUCGGGACCAGAGUUUCGCUCUUUGCUGAGCGGCACCCAGGGCCUAGUGGGCUAUGGGGGAGCCUGCUUCCUUGGUCACUGAAGACCACGCCGGUGGCCGGAGCUGGUGCUUGAGRCGGGUGGGGAUGAACGCCGAGUGGCUGCUGCUGGAGGACGGACGCGAGGUGACUAUAGGCCGAGGAUUUGGUGUCACAUACCAACUGGUAUCAAAAAUUUGCCCUCUGAUGAUUUCUCGCAACCACUGUGUUUUGAAGCAGAAUCCUGAGGGUCAGUGGACAAUUAUGGACAACAAGAGUCUGAAUGGUGUUUGGUUGAACAGAGAGCGCCUGGAACCAUUAAAGCUUUAUUUCAUCCAUAAGGGAGACCACAUCCAGCUUGGGGUGCCUCUGGAAAAUAAGGAGAAUGCAGAGUAUGAAUAUGAAGUUACUGAAGAAGAAUGGGAGAAAAUUUAUCCCUAUCUGUCCCCAAAGAGUGACCGGAUGAAUGAAAAAAAUAAGGACUUGAGAACUAAAAGGAAAUUUAGUUUAGAUGAAUUGGAGGGUCUUGCAGCUGAAGGCCCCUCAAAUUUGAAAUCCAAAAUAAGUAAAGUGUCAUGUGAACCUGGUGAGCCACUGAAGUCAAACGGGAAAGGUGAACCCUCUGAAUAUUUGGAUCCUAAGUUGACUUCUCUUGAAGCACAUGAGAAGACCCCAGGGGCUAGUAUUUGCCCUGGCCCUCCCAARGUCAUGGAGCUUCAUCAAAARAAGCAGAAAGCCUCAAAUCCUUCAGCAUCUCAGAGCAGCUUAGAGCUGUUUAAGGUGASCAUGUCCAGGAUUCUGAAGCURAAAACRCAGAUGCAGGAAAAACAAGUUGCUGUUCUGAAUGUGAAAAGGCAAACCCAAAAGGGGAGCUCAAAGAAAAUCAUGAAAAURGAGCAGGAACUGCAGGACUUACAAUCCCAGCUGUAUGCGGAGCAGGCUCAGCAGCAGGCAAGAGUAGAGCAACUAGAAAAGACUUUCCAGGAAGAGGAGCAGCAUCUCCAGGGUUUGGAUAAAGACCAAGGAGAAGAAGAUCUCAAGCAACAGCUGGCCCAGGCUCUGCAGGAGCAUCGAACUCUAAUGGAAGAGUUAAAUCGCAGUAAGAAGGAUUUUGAAACAAUCAUUCAAGCUAAGAACAAAGAAUUGGAGCAGACCAAGGAAGAAAAGGAGAAGGUGCAAGCACAGAAGGAGGAAGUGCUUAGCCACAUGAAUGACGUGCUAGAGAAUGAGCUCCAGUGUAUUAUUUGUUCAGAAUACUUCGUCGAGGCGGUCACCUUGAACUGUGCCCACAGUUUCUGCUCCUACUGUAUCAAUGAAUGGAUGAAGCGGAAGAUAGAAUGCCCCAUUUGUCGGAAGGACAUUGAGUCCAAAACCCAUUCCCUGGUUCUGGACAAUUGCAUUAAUAAGAUGGUGGAUAAUCUGAGCUCAGAAGUGAAAGAACGACGAAUUGUCCUCAUUAGGGAACGAAAAGCAAAGAGAUUGUCCUGAAGACCAGCGUGAAGGACAUUUGAAAGACUCCAAGGCGAUGGGAGCUCRGGAUGUUCUUGAGGAAUGUCUCUGGGUGUGACUCGG